Molecule: messenger RNA, 1043 nt
Organism: Plodia interpunctella (Indianmeal moth)
Lineage: Eukaryota; Metazoa; Arthropoda; Insecta; Lepidoptera; Pyralidae
Product: zinc finger protein 555-like
Exons: 1
Coding region: 185-1000 (271 amino acids)
Biological process (GO): regulation of transcription by RNA polymerase II
Cellular component (GO): nucleus
Molecular function (GO): DNA-binding transcription factor activity, RNA polymerase II-specific; sequence-specific DNA binding
Source: RefSeq, a predicted model, not a curated record
AAUACGAAUCAAUUGUCAGUAGUCUAUCCUGUCGCAACUCAAAGCAAAAGACAAAAAAAAUAAAACUGUUUUUUGUCGUCUUUUUUUUUCAUCUGUCAUUUUGACACUGAUUCGCGUUUUGCAAACAAAAAAAAAUCUUGAUCAAUUUUUAUCGUCAAAUAUCGUAAUCAAUUUUUAGUGUAGAAUGGAGAUACGUGGGGUGAAUGUGGGAGUCGACGUGGUUCGUUUGGACGCCGAGGCGAUAAAUGAUCACCUGCGUUCUUCUACCGCGGUGUUGCACGAUAUGCUGCGAGACAGUUCGCCUGCCACGACCCAUCAGUUCGAAUGCCAUGAAUGCGGCAAAGUAUAUAAGAAUGCCACCACGCUCUUAAAGCAUUCUCAACUGAAGCAUCCGCAGGAGAAGGUCGACGUGCAAUGUUCUCUUUGCGAGAAGAAGUACUCUUCGGAAGUGAGCCUGCAGAAGCACAUACGUUACAAGCAUCAAUUUCAAUGUAAGGCGUGUUACAAGUCGUUCGCAACCGUCGACCUGCUCAACUCCCAUGCGGAACACUGCUUCAAAAAUGAACAGCCGUGCACGAUUUGCGGCAAGGUGUUCGAUUGUGAGCUGUCUCUUCGCAAUCAUAUAAGAUACAAGCAUCCUUUGGUGAAGAAUAACUGGUGUGAAAUCUGUCGGAGAGCCUUUACAACGAAACGCGGCUUGGGUAACCACAUGGCUACGAUUCACCCGCCGGGGACGGCUUGUACUUUGUGUAAGGACGGGAAAAAUUUCAGUUCGGUGGCGGCGUUGCAGAGCCACAUUCUGUAUAAGCACACGGAAAACAGCGCCCGAUGUACCGUGUGCCGCAAGGUCUUCACAUCCCAGAGUAGUCUCUCUCGACAUCGUUUGAAGAACCACAAAAGUUUCAGCUGUGACGUGUGUUUAGAAUUGUUCGAUGUGGGGGCCGACCUUAUUCGCCACGUCUUGGACCAUCAUCCAACUUAUAGCGGUGCCGCCAUUUGAUAUUUUCACAAGUAUUAAUUGUUAUUAAAUAUAUCUCAAAUAA